AGCCGCAGUCAGUGUGAUCUUAGCCGUGCUCGAGGACGGACGCUCGCCGUCUCUCUCUCUCUACACACUACCAUCCCCGCCACCUGUCUUACUGGGCUGGCACUCCCCCGAGGGACUAUAAGGCUGCUGGGGACGACGCUGGCACAGGCAUCAGCAGCAGGAGCAGGAGGGAUGUGGGCGUGUGUGCUCCUGGUGGGCGUGGUGGCAGUGGGCGCUGCUGCCGGGCAAGGGACUUACAGCGUGAUGGGGUCGCGACUGUUGCGACCGAAUAGGGACUACCAUGUGGUGGUGUCGACCCACGGGACCACCGACCCCGUCAAGGUCAACGUGGAGGUUGGCGGCAAGCAGGACGCUGGCGGUGUCAUCCUCAACCGUCAGUUGGCUGACCUCCAGCCGGACUCCACCCAGGUCCUUAACUUCCAGAUCGGGGAGCUGGGCCCGGGCGAGUACAACCUGACGGUGAGCGGGUCUGGAGGGCUGAGCUUCCACAACACCACCAUGCUGGAGUACGUGCACAAGUCGUACUCGGUGUUCAUCCAGUCGGACAAGGCGGUGUACAAGCCUGGGGACCUGCUCAGGUUCAGGGUGGUGGUGGUCAACCCCAUGCUCAGGCCCACCGUCACCGGCGCCAUCGACGUCUUUAUUAGGGACGGGGCGGGCCACCGCGUGAAGGAGUGGCGGCGAGUGUUCACCAACAAGGGCGUGUGGUCGGGAGAGCUGCAGCUGGCCGACGAACCCGUCUUGGGCCGCUGGAACAUCACCGUCGACGUCCUCGGCCAGACCACCUCGCGCGCCAUCACCGUCGCCUACUAUGUCCUCCCCAAGUUUGAGGUGAUCGUCUCCCUGCCCCAGUACGCCACCUUUGACCAGAAGGAGAUGGUCGCCACCGUCGAGGCAAAGUACACUUACGGGCGGCCGGUCAAGGGGGAGGUCACCCUCCAGGUCACGCCCACCUACAAGUACGGCUACCUACAGGCGCCCUACGACGACCCCAUCAGAGUGGUGAAGCAGAUGAAGGGCAAGGCUGACAUUGUCAUCGACCUCCAAGGUGACGCCAGGCUGAAGGGUGACUACGCACGGGAGCUGGAGGUGACGGCCUACGUGGAGGAGGAGUUGACGGGACGCGUGCAGAACGCCACCUCGCGGCUCACCGUCUACCGCUACCCGUACGCCCUCAAGCUCAUCCGCACCUCCGACAGCUUCAAGCCGGGCCUCAAGUACACAGCUUUCUUAAAAGUAUCGUACCAGGACGACACGCCGGUGACAUCGGGGGAGGUAACGGUGAGACAUACCUUCACCAGGAACCAGGAGGACUUCACCGAGAAGGUGCACGUCAUCCCCCCCACAGGUAUCAUCACCCUGGAGUUCCUCCCGCCCCUCGACGAUGACGUGUUGAGCCUGGCUCUGGAGGCUCGCUACCUCGAGCUCACCCAGUGGCUCGGGGACAUCAUUAGAGCUCAGAGUCCCACCAACGCCUUCCUGCAGGCCACCCUUAUCACCCAGAACCCUAAGGUCGGCGACGAGGUAGAGGUCUCCCUCACCACUACGGAAUUGGUGGGAGAUGCCGUGGAGGUGGAACUCAACGCCACGCAGAAUAUGAUCCACUUCGUCUACGAGGUUAUCGGUCGAGGAGACGUCCUCUUUGCUGACACUCUCCAGGCUCACCAGGGCACCACUCACACCUUCAGGUUCGUAGCGACGGCGUCCAUGGCUCCGAGGGCGCGCCUGCUCGUCUACUACGUCCGAGACGACGGAGAAAUUGUGGCAGACUCCCUCCACUUCGCUGUUGCUGGAGCCAUCCAGAAUGAGGUAUCUGUGAACUUGACACCAGCCUCAGUGGCGCCAGGCGAGGACGUGUCCAUCACCGUCACCACCAGACCCAACGCCUUCGUCGGGCUCCUUGCCGUCGACCAGAGGGCGCUCUUGCUGGCCAAUGCUAACCACCUCUCGCAGGACGAGGUUGUGGAGGAACUGGAGAAGUACGACCCCGGCAGGAGGAACCUGGAGGGCCCGUGGUACACCCUCAGUCGCCGCAAGCGAGCCCUCUUCAACUGGCACGGCACCACCACAGCCAAUGAUGUCUUCAAGAACGCUGGAGUAGUUGUCCUUACCAAUGGCCUCGUAUACGACUUCAACCCCUUCUUAGCCAGCAUGCAGCCCUUGGGCGACGGUCCUGUGGACGGCUCGUCCUGGGAUCCCCAACACCGGCCGGCCGCCUUCAACGGUUCCUUCGGGCGAGAGUUUGCCCCCGUGGAUGCGUCGACGGUGCGACCUGACCUGGGGCCUGGGCUGGCCUAUAACGCCCCCACCCGGCCGCCCCUGGCCGGACCCUACGCCUUCUCCUACCUACCGCCGCCCCCAGACAGCCGCCCGCGAGUCUACCUCAACCAAGCAGUCCCUCCAACCUGGCUCUUCCGUGAUGCACAGACCACGUUCAACGGUGUGGUGACCCUGCGGGAGAAGGCUCCGGACGCUAUCACCUCGUACGUCAUCUCCGCCUUCGCCAUCGACGACUUCUUCGGCCUGGGCGUCACCAAGCAGCCGUCCAAGCUGCAGGUGUUCCGACCAUUCUUCACGUCGGUGCACCUGCCGGAGGCCGGGGUGGUGCGGGGGGAAGCUGUGGCAGUGGAGAUGGUCGUCUUCAACUAUGGCGACGAAGACCUCACCGCCGACGUCACUCUCGACAACGCUAAAGGGGACUUCAUCUUCGCUGACUUCGCCAAUGAGAUCGACCAGGGUUCACCGUCAGGGCGCAAGCAGCGAGAGGUGAAGGUGGCGGCUGGUAGCGGGGUACCCGUGAGCUUCAUGGUGGUGCCGCAGACGCUGGGCAACAUUGACAUCACCGUCACCGCCACAGCUGGUCCAAACGUUGACGUCGUCACUAAGAAGCUCCUCGUCAAGCCUGAAGGAACAAGGAUAACGGUGAACAAAGCGGUUCUUGUGGACCUGCGCUCGGAGCCCACCUUCAGCACCACCAUCAACGUCACCACCCCACGUAACAUCGUCAACGGCUCCCGCCACGUCGCCGUCUCCGUCAUUGGGGACGUGUUGGGCCCGGCGGUGACGGACCUCCACAACCUGCUGGAGCUGCCGACGGGCUGCGGGGAGCAGAACAUGGCCAAGCUUGUCCCCAAUAUUGUCCUCAUGGAGUACCUCAAGAAUAAGAACCAAUUGAGCGAGGCACUACAAGGGCGGGCCAGGCGCCACCUGGAGACAGGCUACCAGCAGCAACUCAACUACAAGCGUGACGACGGUUCCUUCAGCGCUUUUGGCAGUAGAGAUGACUCUGGAAGCACAUGGUUGACGGCCUUCGUGAUCAAGUCCCUGGUGGAGGCCGGGCGGCACAUCGAUGUGGAGGAGGCAGUGGUGAAGGCUGCCAUAGACUGGCUGAUAAAGCAGCAGGCGGCGGAUGGCUCCUUCCCCGAGGUGGGCACCGUCAACAAUGAGGCCAUGCAGGGAGGAACUUCCAGAGGCAUCCCUCUUACUGCCUACGUCGUUAUUGCUCUUCUCACAGCCCAGCGCCCCGCCACAGCCAAGGUGCGCAGCGUCACCAGCCGAGCGCUGGAGUUCCUGGGCUCCAGUCUGGACACCAUGGACGACUUCUACAGCCUGGCCAUCACCACCUACGCUCUCCACCUGGCCGAUAACCCGCUCAGGGACGCCGCCUUCUACAAGCUCGAAGGGAAGGCCAAGGUUGAAAAGAAGGAGAAGUGGUGGGAGUCUGGGGAGAUGAGAAGGACGCAGGAGACGGCGGUCGAGUCUCGGCCCCUGGACGUGGAAGCCACCAGCUAUGCUCUCCUCACGUAUGUUCACCGUGGUCUCACCCGAGACGCCUUCCCCAUUAUGAACUGGCUCGUCAGGCAACGCAACCAGUACGGUGGCUUCCAGUCUACACAGGACACGGUGGUGGGCAUGGCGGGGCUGGCGGCGCUGGCAGGCAAGCUCUCCACAACUGAUCCACAGGUCAACAUUCGCCUCAUCUAUGGUGCUCGCGGCAAGAACAUCCAGGUCACCAGGUCCAACAUCAUGCUCCUCCAGCGUAUUGAGCUGGCGAGCGACACAGAGAAGGUGGAGGUGACAGCGUCAGGAGCCGGGGUGGCAGUGCUGCAGGUGACCUACCACUACAACGUCAGAGUGACGGGGCCCAAGCCAGCCUUCUCCCUCGACCCUCAGCUCGACGUCACCACCGACGCCAACCGCCUCAGACUCACCACUUGUACCGGAUAUAUUGCAGGGAACAUGAGCAACAUGGCCGUCAUGGAUGUGUCGUUGCCCUCUGGUUAUAUUGUGGAUAAUGACCUUAUUCCUGGUCUGUACGACUACACCGGGGUGAAGCUGGUGGAGAAGAAGGCGGACGACUCUGGGGUGGUGGUGUACUUCGACUACCUCACGCCAGCCGAGGUGUGCCCGACGGUCUCAGCCUACAGGAUCAACAAGGUGGCCUUCCAGAAGGCUUCUGCCGUCCGUGUCUACGACUACUACGACACGUCUCGCCAGGCCCGCCAGUUCUACAAGGCUCUGCCAGCCACACUCUGUGAUAUCUGCGACCUGGACGAAUGUGACCCCGGCCAGUGCGAACGGCAGAUCAUUGAACUUAAUCGUCAACAACAGGACCCUGAGGACGUUGCACGGCCAGCCACUGUGACGGAGGUGUCCAGUGGGAUGACCAUGUACCCCGCCAUCCUCCUCACCCUGCUCGCUCUCCUCUCCACGGCUCUCCACCAUGGCUACUAGCACCUCUCGUCUGCCUCCCUACACCCUCCUUAACCAUGUGAUCAAGAGAGUCAUCACACUAUGGCGUGUGAGCACUGUACAUGAUAGCUGGCGACCCACAUACAUAACUCUCAAAUGGAAAUAUGAGUAUUAUUUCUUGGUUAUGUCCGGGUUCACCGUGCCACUGAAGCUAAGUAAGUGGAGCCUAAAGUUGUGUCAUCUCUCGGCUCAAGACAUAAUAACAAAAGUGUAUACUGUAAAUAACUUUAGUUUUGUAUAUACGCAUUUCCUCCUCCUCUUAGGUUUAUGGUGGUGGGUAUGUGGGCCUGCGGGCCGCUCCAAGCAACAGCCUGGUGGACCAAACUCUCACAAGUCGAGCCUGGCCUCGGGCCGGGCUUGGGGAGUAGAACAACUCCCAGAACCCCAUCAACCAGGUAUCAACCAGGUAUGGUAAUGAAAGCUUUUGGGGAUUUGAUGUGAAUACCUGAAGCCACACACAGUGGUCGAUACCAAGUUGUAUUUAUCGGUGCUGAUUACAGGUAUUACUGCACACACAGGUGUAGGUGCUCUAUGUAUGGCUGUGUUGUCUUCUCGAGGGUGUCUUAUUCCCUCUUGGACCCAGAUUCUCAAUGAUACUUGCUUAAUCAGUACAGUACCUCCAGUUGAAGAUGGUAAAGCAAUGUUAAAGUCAGUGAGCAUUCUGACAGCAUUCUGGCUACAGGAAAGAGAAACGCAUUUUCCUUGGGAAACUGGGUCCUUCAACCCAAGUGACGACUUGUGUUGGCCAAAGGUAUCUUUAUACCUUUCAUGGCCCCGAGUCAUCUUAAUCCUGUUAUUGUCCUGAAAAUAAUGUUGUACACUUGAGGCAAAAGGACAAUAAUGUUACUUAAAUAACUCGCAGAUAAUUAUUGCAUCCCAUGACAACUCGGGCUAAUGGGAAUCUAUGCAGCUCGGGCUGCUGGUAACUAAUGCAGCCCCGAGCUACUGGGAACCAAUGCAGCUCGGGCUGCUGGUAACUAAUGCAGCCCCGAGCUACUGGGAACCAAUACAGCUCGGGCUGCUAAUAACUAAUGCAGCCCCGAGCUACUGGGAACCAAUGCAGCUCGGGCUGCUAAUAACUAAUGCAGCCCCGAGCUACUGGGAACCAAUGCAGCUCGGGCUGCUGGUAACUAAUGCAGCCCCGAGCUACUGGGAACCAAUGCAGCUCGGGCUGCUAAUAACUAAUGCAGCCCCGAGCUACUGGGAACCAAUGCAGCUCGGGCUGCUAAUAACUAAUGCAGCCCCGAGCUACUGGGAACCAAUGCAGCUCGGGCUGCUGGUAACUAACGCAGCCCCGAGCUACUGGGAACCAACGCAUUUCAGUCUAUUAAUAACUUGCAACUCAGGCUACUAGUAACCCCAUUGCUGCUGUUAACCAGUAACUCCGUCCACCAGCUUUCGGCACUGUGACGCCGCCUCGCACCACGCACUCUUCUCGACCUCCUCUGCCACGCGGGGGUCUCUCAUACUACAGCUUGUUUAUAAACAUUAGUGUUAUGUGCAUGUAUGCUUCAUUUAAUAGUAAGAGUUUCAGGAAUGCCAAAUACAAUGUUGGGUUGUAAAUUACAAUGAAAGCUUUCAUUGGGAUGAUUCUUGAUGAAACGUUGGCAUUUAUUUUCUUACUACAAUAAUAAGACGCUACCCAGUAAAAUCCAUUAGUUUAAAGAUGAAAUAUAAUGACUGGUAUUAGUUGGGAGUUUCAUCUCUGACCGAUUUCAACCCAAAUUAGUAGGUUUUGUGUCGUAACAUUAACAGUAUGAUCGAGUGAACGGGAAAUGUACAGAAUAACGUCUGCUAAAUCCAUUACACAUUUCUGAUAAUGUAUAGAAGGUAUCCAAGACCCAUUCACUUUGUGUGUAAAUUUUUUGUAAUACUAUUAUCCUGAAAUAUACUAAUGCAGUUGGUGACUAUCUUUCUAAUAUAUCCCGAGAUGUUGCAAAGCUUAGUAAGCUGCACUCGCUGCUCCACACACGGAAACUCACCUAGUUGUGCUUUGAGGGAGGGGAGGGGGGAGGUCGAGCUUCGGCUCUUUGGUCCCGCCUCUCAACUGUCAGUCAACUGGUGUACAUAAUGUGUGGGUUACUUGCUCGGCUGGCAGCGAAACCUGAAGGUUGUUACUACAUAAUCACAUACGAGAUUAUUUUAAUUUUAUAAUAAUACCCAGAGCUUUAAUAUGUUAUAAAUUUAAGCCUUUCUUGUGAAUACAUGUUUAUAUUAUGUGCUAGAUAAUAACAUUUGUUCUAUAUUGUACCUGUAUAAAUUGGAUAAAAUACGUAGGAAAUGUUGGCUUGCAGCAAUUAAGUUUAUAAGAAGGUAACUAAGAGUGUGAUGAGGUGUGGAGCCCUCACAUCUGCACCCAAGGGUUGCAGUAGUGUGCCAGUGUGUUAUGGAGCCCUCACUUCUGCACCCAAGGGUUGCAGUAGUGUGCCAGUGUGUUAUGGAGCCCUCACAUCUGCACCCAAGGGUUGCAGUAGUGUGCCAGUGUGUUAUGGAGCCCUCACAUCUGCACCCAAGGGUUGCAGUAGUGUGCCAGUGUGUUAUGGAGCCCUCACAUCUGCACCCAAGGGUUGCAGUAGUGUGCCAGUGUGUUAAUAAACAAUUGCUAUACGAA
Molecule: messenger RNA, 7363 nt
Organism: Procambarus clarkii (red swamp crayfish)
Lineage: Eukaryota; Metazoa; Arthropoda; Malacostraca; Decapoda; Cambaridae
Source: RefSeq, a predicted model, not a curated record